Molecule: messenger RNA, 2187 nt
Organism: Diaporthe amygdali
Lineage: Eukaryota; Fungi; Ascomycota; Sordariomycetes; Diaporthales; Diaporthaceae
Exons: 2
Coding region: 1-2187 (728 amino acids)
Source: RefSeq, a predicted model, not a curated record
AUGUCGCAACAGUUUACACUGCAAGAGGUUGGGGACCACAACCGGAAUGACCCCAAUAACCAGUUCAUGGUCAUCGAUGGCCACGUUUACAAUACCUCCCAUAUGCCGGCUACAUUUCCAAACUGCACUUUAAAAAUCGAUAACAUUCUGGCAGCCCUGGGAAGAAGCGUUGACGUAUCAAAUUUGUUCAGUGCGGGCCAGGACCACGGAGACCGUGUCGUGAGGGUCAUGAGGUCUACUCCUCAUUGCUACGUGGGUACUAUUGUCGCUGCGCCGGGCGGCGCCCAGACAGGUGAUCAGGGCCACCAGGGCCACCAUGCACAGACUGGAAAUCGUGGAAACAAUGGACAUCAUGGAGGUGAUGGAGACCAGGCCGAUGACAAUGGCGACGACGAUGAAGCCGAGAGGCAACGCCGCAAGGAGGCCCGCGCCAGGAGACUCCGCAGGGCAUACGACCCUCUCAGGCAGGACCCAGAUGACGAGGACGAGUACCCGGCAGACGCCGUCGCCAUGGGCUACCUCCCGGACCUGGAUGCCCGCCGCUGGCGCGAGAAACGCAUGCGCCUGGCUCGGUUCAUCCAGUUCAGCGACGGCCCCACCAUCGAUGACGACGCUGUCGAGCACGACCUCGCGCAGUCGCUCGACCUGGGCUUCACCAGGGAGAUCCAGUACCAGAGGCAUCUCGUGGGCGGGGAUGCCAGGGGGUGUACUGGCUCGUUCCGCGCCGCGAGGCCGCCGCCGCCGCUCUCUCAAGUCAUGCCGAGAACCAACUUGGACGCUCUGGAUGGCCGGCCGCCGCCAGGAGAUCCGCCACCUUCAGAUCCGGGCAGUGAUGAUUCCCCUGGUGGCACAGGCGAGGGAGGACGACCACACGGAGCAAGCCGACACGUACGAUCGUGGUUCCCUUCCACGGCCAUCCAAACACUGCCUCGACAGAAUCAGCAAGCCACUCCGCCGCAGACUCCUCAUGGCCCUCCUCCCCAGGCUGCACCGCAACAUGCGCAGCGUCCACCGCAGCAGACGCCUCAGCAAGAGCUAGAUACAGCGCGGAGGACACGCGAACAAGAGUUGUCCCAGGCACAGGAACAGACACGCCAACAUCAGCAGGAUGAACUACAACUACAACAGGAGCAGCAACGACGACGGGAUAUUUUGCAGGCACAGACGCAACAGGUGGCGGACCUAUUAGCACAGUCACCAGGGCCGUCUCGUUGGCAAGGUUGGCAAGUACCGAAUGGUCACGCAGUUGCCGAUCAGCAGCAGCAGCAAGAAGAAGAAGAACAACAACAACAAUAUCAGCAGCAGGAGGAACAGCAGCAGGAGCAGCAGCAGCAGCAGCCAGAGCUGGAUGAGGUACAUAGGCAACGAGAAGCACAGAGACGGCGAGAAGCACACAGGCAGCGAGAGGCAAACAGGAGGGAGUAUGAGAGGCAGACAGCAGAGAUGGACGCAGCAGCGCAACAAGAAGCACAGCGAAUAGCACAGCAGAUGCGAGACCAACAGGCUCAGCAGCAAGCAAAUAAGGCGGCCCAGGUGAGUGAGACGUCAGUCAAUACUGCCCUACUGCCUGGCUCCAAUAGCCUACUGCCGAAGCAGACGACCAAACCGAAGACGGGCAAGGGCAAUCAAACCACCAAGAAGCCCAAGGCUCCCAAGAGGCCCGCCGAGGCAACAGCAGCACAGGGCGCGCCAGACCCCAAGAGGCUGCGGCCGGACUCGCCCAGCUGGAACGAGGACAAAGACGAAGAUGACACGAUGUUGCUGAGCACGGAGGACACCGGCACCCAGGGGGGGGUUGAAAGGUUCGACGAUGACAGUAAGCGACCCUACAGACCGGGCGAGGAGCCAUGGAGGGAGAUGGACCCAUACCAAACCAUAAGUCUCGGGCUGGACGAGUUUGAUAACGAAGACAACAACCUAGGAGACAGCGAUCGCCCCGAGAAGACGUUGACGGGCGCCGCCUUGCCCACUAUCGUUGCUCCCUCUGACAACAUCUCAGUCCCGAUAUUAGGCUUCCCCGACCAGCCGCCCUCGUUAAUCCCAUUCGGUAUUCCCACCGGCCAGACCGACACAGUGCCCAUCAACAUGCAAGGCUCGCCCUUGCCAACCGACAUCAGGGACAUACUUCAUUGGACUCGAAACAGUGAGAGCGCGUCUCCCACUCCGCCCGGGGCCGGGCAGAGUUAG